Molecule: messenger RNA, 2193 nt
Organism: Trichogramma pretiosum
Lineage: Eukaryota; Metazoa; Arthropoda; Insecta; Hymenoptera; Trichogrammatidae
Gene: Vang
Product: vang-like protein 2-B
Exons: 4
Coding region: 237-1784 (515 amino acids)
Biological process (GO): establishment of planar polarity; Wnt signaling pathway, planar cell polarity pathway; multicellular organism development
Cellular component (GO): plasma membrane
Source: RefSeq, a predicted model, not a curated record
CCUAUAAGUCGUGCAACUGCAUGCACUUGAAAGAAGGUUUUGUUGGUAUAGGCCAUAAAAGUAUAUCAUUUCGAGUGUAGCGUUGUUUUCAACAAUUAUUUUCCAGUUUUCUUCAGUGUAUUGACAAUAUUUUUUUUUAUUUUUAAGUGUGUUUUAAAUAGGAAAUAUUUGAUGAUGAGAUAAAAUUUCGCUCGUUACUUCUUGGUAUACCAAAAUACAAAGUUUCAGUUAUAAUAAUGGCACCAUUCCAAACAACUGUAAAUAUAAGACAGAGUAAGCUAGAAGAUACCAGUCAUGAUGAUAUAGAUCUAGAAAUUCUACAUUCAGAAGAAACAUGGACCGAAAAUACAACCGUUAUCACAGAAAAUACUUCUGAUAGAUCUACUUUAGAUGAAAAAAUAAAUACUUGGUCAAGUAAAAAAAAUUCUAAACGUCCAUUUCAAAACUGCAUUAGUAACAUGAUUACGAUGGCCAUUUUGAUAGUGUCACUAAUCAGCCCAGUUAUCAUGAUAAUUUGGCCUAAGUUCAAUUAUAUUCCAGAAAAUUUGUCGAUAUUGACAACACAGCAAAAAAUAUCAUACUCUUCAUGUAAUUUGGAGUGUAAAGGUCAUUUAAUAAGCUUAAUAUUCAAGAUAUUUUUGUUAUUUAUUGGAAGUUAUAUUGUUAUUGGUAAAAAAAAUGAAGCAUUUACUCCUCGUUUCUCAAUUUUCAAGACGGGAACAAUUCUGGUUACACUAUUAUGUACAUGCUCCUUCUGGUUAUUUUACAUCGUACAGAUUACAGAUGCAGCGAAAAAUGCAAUAACUGGUGAAAUUGCCGAGUAUAAGAUAUUGGUUAAAUAUGCUGGAAAUUUUGUUGAUACACUCAUGUUGAUUCAAUUAGUUGCAGUUCUCUCAAAUGAAAUAAUAUAUUUGAAACCAAAAUUCUACCUCAAAGUAAUCAGAAGCCCUGAUGGAGUAUCAAAAUCUUAUGCUAUUGGCCAAUUAUCAAUACAAAGAGCUGCCGUUUGGAUUUUAGAAAAAUAUUACACAGAAUUUCCGGUCUAUAAUCCAUAUUUAGAACGUUUGCCUGUCUCGAGAUCUUCAAAAAAACACGUUUCAAGUAAUUUUAAAUUUUACAAUGUUGAUGAACAUAAUGAUAAUUCAACUGAUCGUUGUAAUAGAAACACAAUUAAAAAUGAUUUCUCGUCGCUUUGUUCACAAUCUCGUAAACGAGAUUCAAGUCAUAACGAACGUUUCUAUGAUGAAAAUGAAUACGAAAAAAGAGUUCGAAAGCGGAGAGCAAGAUUAAUUUCGGCAGCUGAAGAAGCGUUUGCACACAUUCAGAGAAUAAAUUCUGAUGCAGAACUGAUAGAUACAAAUUUACUUACUCCGAUGGAAGCAGCACAAUCUGUUUUUCCUUCAAUGGCUAGACCAUUACAAAAAUAUUUGAGAAUUACACGUCAACAACCACGGCAUACCGUGGAUGCCAUUUUAGAGCGACUAGCUAAAUGUUUGGCUCAAGACGCUACGCCUCGAGCUUUUUUGGAGCAUUUUCUCGUAACUGCUCCGGUACUGUCUAAUGAAAAGGAGAAACUAUCAAAAUAUCAACAUUGGGCUCUUGUAUGUGAAGGGGAGCUGCCAUCCAGAUCUCUAACGAAUGGAUGUGAAUUUCAAUUGAGACAAGGAGAUAUUGCUCUUCUUUGUACAGUUUAUCAAUUACCUCGUUUAUUUAUAACAGAAAAAAUGGCUCUUCCAAUUUCAAAUAAGUUUUUACUGAAACUAAAUACGGAAACUCCAAUUUGAAAGUCAUCUAUCAAUAAUAAUUAAAAUAUAUUGAUAUUUGAUUGAUAUAUUUGAUACAUAGAACUAAGCGAGAAUUUUUUAUUUUUUUUUAAUUAUGAUAAAUUUAAUUAUAAAAAAUGAGGUACAGUACUUGAAAUAAAUAUAGUAUUAAGGGCAUAAAUCGUUAGUGCUCAGGUAAAUUUUUUUCUACGGGUAAUUGUGGUGAAAUAGUAGAUUAUGUACCUUGGAAGCGAAACACUGGAAAGCCUGUAAACAUGUAUAAUUAUCAAGGCUAAUAAAUAUGUAGUAUAAGUUUUUUUUUAUUAGUAAUAGUAAUCAAAGUUAUUCUGUUAGCAUAGAAUUAUAAUACCCCUCAACCUGGACUCUAGCAUUCAUUUUCACUAUUUUUAUGUGUUUUUUAUGUGUAAAA